Momordica charantia (bitter melon) is the source of this 3013-nucleotide messenger RNA. RefSeq names its product Protein kinase superfamily protein. NCBI's taxonomy places the organism in Eukaryota, Viridiplantae, Streptophyta, Magnoliopsida, Cucurbitales, Cucurbitaceae. Gene Ontology annotation, biological process: protein phosphorylation. Gene Ontology annotation, molecular function: ATP binding; protein serine/threonine kinase activity. The record is from RefSeq and is a predicted model, not a curated record.
CAAGCCCUCGCGGAGUUUCUAUCGCUUCAGUAUUGGAGCUAUAAUGUUGUAAAUUAUGAUGAAAAAGUGAUGGAUGGAUUUUAUGACCUAUAUGGAAUUACUGCAAGCUCUAGCACCCGAGGGAAGAUGCCACUAUUAGUUGAUCUUAAGGAAAUAUCUGUCACGAGUGAUAUAGAUUAUGAAGUGAUCUUGGUAAACCGCUUGCGUGAUCCUGAACUUCAACAGUUGGAGAGACAAGCAUAUAACAUAUUCAUGGAAUGCAUGGUUUCUGAAUAUGGUUUCAUUUUAAGUGGCCUGGUACAAAAAAUUGCUGAUAUAGUUGUUGCCAGAAUGGGUGGUCCUGUUGGUGAUGCUGAAGAAAUGUUGAGAAGGUGGACUCGUAGGAGUUAUGAGUUGCGUAGUUCUCUAAAGACCAUUAUUCUACCGCUUGGAUGCCUUGAUAUUGGACUUGCUCGACAUAGAGCUUUGCUUUUUAAGGUACUAGCUGAUAGGAUUAAUCUUCCAUGUAUACUUGUCAAAGGAAGCUACUACACUGGUACUGAUGAUGGAGCUGUGAAUAUGAUCAAAAUCGAUAACGGAAGUGAAUAUAUUAUUGAUCUUAUGGGUGCUCCAGGCACGCUAAUUCCCUCAGAGGCACCCAGCGGUCAAUUUUCAAAUUAUGGCUUUGAUAGGAGACCUGCAGAUGUUAUUGCAGUUCCUGAAGAGACGCCAGUAUCACAAAAUGAAGGAAGCGAAUUGGUAUUGAUUUCAUCUGCUCAAGAUGGAGUAGUAAAUGGUUGCGAUUCAAUGUUCAAAGAAGCUUCAGAUAUAGGUGUUCAACCAAGAGAGAACGUUAGGAACUUUAUUGAAGAAAUUCAAACUGGGAGUUCUGAUUAUGAUUUUGGGAAGCUCCUAGAAUCAGGCAGCAAUGCAUGUGAAAGUUUGGAAGGUGUAGGUGGACAGCCAUCGUCUGCACAAAAGAAGAAAGUUAAAAAAGUUUCGAAGUAUGUCAUUAGCGCUGCAAAGAACCCAGAGUUUGCUCAGAAAUUACAUGCUGUCUUGCUAGAGAGUGGUGCAUCACCUCCUGCUGAUUUGUUUUCAGACAUAGAUUCACAGGAUAAUGGUGAAAGAAAAGCGAUUCACCAAAUGUAUUCAAUCAAUGGGAAAGGCAUGGAUGUUGGGCUUCAAUGCCACCUAGAGUUAGCAAGACAUGGACAGUCUUCUGCUACUUCUACUGCAGUGGAGUAUUUGAAUAAUGCUGUCCAUGAAAAUAAGCAGAAAGUGUUUACUGAGGGAUUAUCCGAAGAACAAACACUUGGGACAAAUGUGAACAAGCACGGUAUUUUUUGGCCUCACGGUGUGACAAACGAGGGAUUUGUGUUUGUUGAUGGUGAAGCUGGAAAAUUGGUUGAUGUUAACGGAACUUUUAAUCGUGAACAAAUGGAUGGUGUUUCAUUAACCUCUGAUGCUGACUCUCAUAAAAAACAACAAGGAACUGCCUUAGUGAGCGAAGAGAGAAAAUGGUUGCAAGAUAAGAGUGGUGGAAUUCUUCAAUGCUUUGAUUUUCGUGAAAAUCCGUCGGAAAAUUUAAUAGAAACUGCUGAUAGUAACCUGCAUACUGCUGAUAGCCCCAGUGAGACGAUUAACCCAAUGUUGGGUGAAGUUGCAGAAUGGGAAAUUCCUUGGGAGGAUCUUCACAUUGGUGAACGUAUUGGUAUUGGUUCAUAUGGCGAGGUUUAUCGUGCAGAUUGGAAUGGCACUGAAGUUGCUGUGAAGAAGUUCUUGGACCAAGAUUUUUCCGGUGCUGCUUUGGUUCAAUUAAAAUGUGAAGUCGAAAUCAUGUUAAGACUGAGGCAUCCAAAUGUUGUCCUUUUCAUGGGAGCAGUCACUCGCCCUCCUCAUUUCUCUAUCCUUACUGAGUUUCUUCCCAGGGGAAGUUUGUAUAGGUUAUUGCAUCGUCCCAAUUCUCAACUUGACGAAAGGAGACGAUUGAAAAUGGCUCUUGAUGUGGCCAAAGGAAUGAACUACCUGCACACAAGCCAUCCUACCAUUGUUCAUAGAGAUCUGAAGUCUCCCAAUCUACUUGUUGAUAAAAACUGGGUUGUCAAGGUUUGCGAUUUUGGCUUGUCACGUGUCAAGCAGAAUACAUUUCUGUCUUCAAAGUCAACUGCUGGAACGCCUGAAUGGAUGGCACCAGAGGUUCUAAGGAACGAACCAGCCAACGAGAAGUGUGAUGUGUAUAGUUUUGGUGUGAUAUUGUGGGAGUUGACGACGUCCCGCAUCCCGUGGAAAGGUUUGAACCCAAUGCAGGUUGUGGGGGCUGUUGGAUUCCAGGAUAGGCGCUUGGAGAUCCCAGAAGAUGUCGAUCCAGCAGUUGCACAGAUCAUUUGUGAAUGUUGGCAAACGGACACGCAAUCGAGGCCAUCUUUCUCUCAGCUUAUUACUCGAUUGCGGCGCCUUCAACGGCUCGUUCAGAGAACGAACUCCGGGAAUCAAAUACCGGAGUGAAGUGAAAAGAUUCAUGUGAAUUAAAAUUGAAGUUGUUCGAUGGCUCAAAGAGUCGGAGCAGCAAAUGGUUGUUCUUCUUUUUUCGUCUCUUUUUUCUUAGUAAAGUUGUUUGAAAAACACUACAACUGGAUAGGGAAGUGCUAGUUCAUUCAAAGUGGGGGCUUAGCACCAAACCUAUUUAGAGAAGUGGAAGAUCCUCCAAAGCAUACAAGUUGAAAGUGCAGUGGAGGGGUUUACCAUUUUUAUAUAUUGUAGUCCUUAAUGUGUAGUAGGCUGUAUUGAAUCCACAUGUAAGAAAAUUCCCAAAUGAAAGGGGAAAAAAAAGAAAAGAGAAAAGGAAAAAAAAAAAGGAGCAAAAUAAUAACUUCCAAGCUCAAGCUGUGUGUCUGCCUGUGGAGGCCUUUGGGGAAUUGUAAACAUUUGGUCUCUACAGAUUACUGUGUAAAACAAAUUUAACCCUCCCCCUCAACCCUCACAAAAUCAAAAAGCAAAAGGAAUUAUUCAUAUAAAGUUUAUUGUUUCAUUA